CUCGUCUUCUCACCCGCUCCCUCUCUCUGGUCUGCUGUCUGUCCUGACAUCCUGUGGAUCUCUGCGAAGCCGAUGAGUGAGUUUCUCUCGGGGAGGAGGAAGGAGAGGGGGCGGCGUGUAUGAUGUUGUGGAUCUGCAUUCAAGCUGUGACUGUGCUUUCCAUUCGCACUUAAUCUGUCAAGAUUUCUCCCCUCCUCACACAUGAGCUCGGUGCAGAAGUACACUGGCACCAUUGGGUACAGAGAGAGAGUGAGCAAGAGAAAAGGGAGAGACAGAAGGAGAGAGAGAGAGAGAGAGAGAGAGCGGUGGUGUGUGCCUCAGACUGCGCAGUGAUGCCUCGGCAGCUUCGGGAACCAGGCGCAUGUUCCUUCCACUAAUCGCCUCUUCUUCCUUCUUCCAGGCUUCGGACAAGGAGAUGCAGACCAUAAGGAUCUCCAGCGGUCUGUCAGGGCUGCAUGGGAAACUUAACCUCAGACCCAAGCAGGAAUAAGAGGAAUCCCUGUUAGGGAACCGAGAAUACAUACACAGACCUUCAUGAGAGGUGGUCUACUGCGAAAAACCAUGAAAAAGAUAUACAUUGGGAAAACAGCCCUUAAAACACCUCGGAAUGGUUGUAAACAUCAGAAAAAGAGCUCUCUGCAGGAACAGAAGGAAGACCUGCGCAAACGUCUCUCCUACACCACUCAUAAGCUGGAGCUUUUAGAGCGGGAGUUUGACUCCACGAGGCAGUACCUGGAGACCGAGCUGCGCCGAGCCCAGGAGGAGCUCGACAAGUUCACCGACAAAUUACGCCGAAUUCAGAGCAGUUACUCAGCACUGCAGAGGAUCAACCAGGACUUAGAGGAUAAAAUCCACCGAAAUUCACAGCACCACGAUGAUGAGAAACGGGCUCUUAGCAGAGAAAUCAUCGUCCUUAACAAUCAUCUCAUGGAGGCUAAGAUGACCAUUGAGAAACUGAGAGAAGACAAUGACUUGUACAGAAAGGACUGUAACCUGGCUGCACAGCUCUUGCAGUGUAAUAAGUCGCAUUACAGAGCCCAGUUAUCUGAGUUGCCUGCAGAGUUUCAGGAGCGUGUAAGCUUGCACAUGGAGGGUUCUUCACUCUGCCACUCCCCAUAUGCUGACACAGUGCCUGCCUCUGUCAUUGCUAAGGUCCUGGAGAAACCGGACGAGGUCUGCAGCAGUCAAGCCUCUCGCUCACCCAGCCCACAACCCCAGGAACGCCAGGGCUUCCUUGUGGGCACAAGCCUUGUGGGUAGCACUGAGCGCCUUGGCCUCCGAGCUACUUACAAAUCAGACCUUUACAGCAGUGACACAGCACUUUAUUGCCCUGAUGAACGGAGACGAGAGCGCAGACCCAGCAUGGACCUCCAUGGACAGCGGACAGUGUAUGAACCCCAGAACUCCACUGAUAGCAACCCAGAAGAAGGAUCCAUGUCCCUGCAGCCCGGCUUCUCGCAGGACCACUUCCGAAAGUUUACAACUUCUGUGGGAGGAGGCUCUAGCUCUUACUCCAGCUUUAGUGGAGGAGGGUCAGAGGACAAGGGUCAGGAUCCCCCAAGCAGUGCUGCAUCUUCUCCACGCCACCAAGCCCUUUACAUGGACUGGAGGGAUGGGGGUGAAUACGAGCACAAGAGUGACUCUUCCUGGGAGAGGGAGAGUCCAAGUGCUUUUUCCAAGGGCCACACUUUUCAACCGCCUGAGACCAGCCACCAUCAGAAUGGUAGCUCCCCCAUCUACAGUAGAACAAUGUCCUCCUGUUACAGUGAACCUUAUGAGCCCCUGCCAACUUCCACCUCACCCAGCAUCACCUAUGGUGACAGCCGGCGUGGAAGUGCUUUUGCUCCUGAGGAAGAAGAGCUGGUUGGUCGGUGGAGGCAACUAAGUGUGGAAGAUCUGAGUGCCCACUCAUUACGCAGUCCUGGGCGGGCCUCACCCUACAGCUUUUCUGAGCAGCACUUCUCUGUCCGGCCUGCAAAAAUUCGCCUUGGUCCACUCUACAGUAGCUUCCAGGAGGGUACUGACGUAUACCACCAUCAUGCUGGGGUAGUAGAUCCCUUCUCUAGCCCCAGCCCUGAAUGCAACCCAGGCCUACGCCAGCAGCAAACCCAACCUCACCUUUACCACUCCAAGGAGGAUAGCCAAGAGUCCGAGCACAGCCUCUACAGCCCCAAGGAUGGUGGCGUGGCAGCCGGGGGCCAGGUUACAGAGUACGUUGACGUUAGUCCCAACAGUUCAAAUGAGUCACUUGACCAUGGAUCUCUGGAGAUGGCUGCUGAGCUACAGCAUUACCAACCCGAGAGGCACAGCGUGUCCCCUCAGGGAACAACCCCACCACCUCCUCCACAACAGCCAUACCAAAAAUUUGGCACACUAGGGCUGUCACGUAAGGACAGUCUCACCAAGGCACAGCUCUAUGGUACUCUACUAAACUAAGAGCAGAGUUUCUUGGUUACACUCUUUUACAGUCCUGUGGCUCUCUACUAAACUAAGAGGAGAGUUUACUGGUUACUCUCUUUGACAGUCCUGUGGCUCUCUACUAAACUAAGAGCAGAGUUUACUGGUUACUCUCUUUUACAGUCCUGUGGUACUCUACUAAACUAAGAGCCGAGUUUCCUGGUUAUGCUCUUUGACAGUCCUGUGGUACUCUACUAAACUAAGAGCAGAGUUUCCUGGUUACUCUCGUUUACAGCUCUGUGGUACUCUACUAAACUAAGAGCAGAGUUUCCUGGUUACUCUCUUUUACAGCUCUGUGGUACUCUACUAAACUAAGAGCAGAGUUUCCUGGUUACUCUCGUUUACAGCUCUGUGGUACUCUACUAAACUAAGAGCAGAGUUUCCUGGUUACUCUCGUUUACAGCUCUGUGGUACUCUACUAAACUAAGAGCAGAGUUUCCUGGUUACUCUCGUUUACAGCUCUGUGGUACUCUACUAAACUAAGAGCAGAGUUUCCUGGUUACUCUCUUUUACAGCUCUGUGGUACUCUACUAAACUAAGAGCAUAAUGUCCUGGUUACUCUUUUACAACUCAACGGUACUUUACUAAACUAAGAGCAGGGUUUCCGGGUUACUCUCUUUUGUCAGUAGGUUUUGAAUGUUUAAGCUACAGUUUGAGCCAAACACAUGAUGGGAUUUUCUGUUGAAUAUUUUCAGUCCAUCAGCUCUCUUAUAAUUUUUCUCUCUAUUUCUGUAUCUGUUACAGUGUUUUCUAAACAUCGAACAUUAAUUGCUCAUGUUUCUACAGUUGAUAUGAAGCUCUAACAUUCAGCACUAUUUGUAUAGCCUAUUUUGACAGUUUAUUAAUGGUUCUGUGUGGUUUGUGAGAAAGUAUUUUAAGUGCAUUAGCUGCAUUAUGAAUUUUUGGAAACUUGUCUAAAGAGAGAGAGAUUUACUUUAUUUUACCAAAAGCCUCCUGGGCUCAUAAAGGUUUGUGAAUGGACAGCACAUGCUAUGUAAAAAGAAAUGCUAAUUUUGACAAGAAAAUUGAUCUUUUAUUAUAUAAUUUAUGAAUAGCUGUAUUUAUUGUUAAGUAUGCUAUAUCUAUAAUUGUUUAAAUGUAACACUAUGGAGAGAUUCAAAAAUCUAUAUAAUUGUAAAUAAUUUUUUAUUGCUAUAAAUAAGGCAAUCAGCACAAUUAUACAAGCUGCAAACACUUUAACAUGCCUCUAAUGAAGUUAAAUCAUGGUGACAAUUUGAGAUUAAUGAUCCAGUGACAAAUUGUUCCACAGGUUUGUGGGCGAGACUUUUUUUUUUGAAUAAAUUCUGCAUGGAUUCAUAUUACCCCCAAGUCAUCCCUUCAAGGUCAGGUCUUAGCCAAAGUGACAUAUAUUUCUAUUUCAAAUAGAUUUGAUACUACUCAAAUCUAUUACACCAUCAAACAAGUACAUUUUGAAAGCACUGGGCUUUUUAUUUUUUUUAUUUUUUUUUACUUCUGAUGUGUUUUGUUGGGUGAUGGAAUUUCUGAGGUGAUUGCUCUUUUCGAUGUUUUCUCUCUUUUGUUCCUCAGUGCUGCAAGCCCCUCCCUCAGGCCCUCUCUACCUCACGAUUCAACCCCUCUCUCCUUUCUUAAUCAGCUGGGAUCCUGUGUCAGUUGACACAAUGAUGCAUGACUCUGUUUCUUCUGUUUUGCUUUCUAUAUCUAAUAAAGCACAAUAGUUGCACCAUG
Messenger RNA from Carassius gibelio (silver crucian carp), 4164 nucleotides. RefSeq lists its product as uncharacterized. The transcript has 7 exons. Gene Ontology annotation, cellular component: synapse. The record is from RefSeq and is a predicted model, not a curated record. The coding region runs from base 535 to 2436 and encodes 633 amino acids. NCBI's taxonomy places the organism in Eukaryota, Metazoa, Chordata, Actinopteri, Cypriniformes, Cyprinidae.